AUGUCCUCUACGCCAUCUCACCCACUCGCCUCCUUCUCAUCUCGCGAUUCCGCUCCCGCUAAUCCACUCCAGCCCUCAGUUCGUGAGUUAUACGGUGUAGGCCGCGGUCCCGGUUCAGGUUCGGUUCGCGCCCCGUCCUCCGGACCAGGCUCGGAAUCUGCCUCGGCACAACAACCCGUAGGUUUGGCAACACAAGGAGCUCACCUCGCGGGAGGAUCUCCUGGCCUGGCCGCGCGGGGGAUCGCUGGUAGCGCCAAGACUGGUUCUGGCACGAUUUCCGUCGCAGAUAACGGCGGAGAUGACGUGGAAAGAUGGAGGGAGGCGGUUCAGGGGCUUCGCGACGCGGAGAGCUUGGUGGGAGCGCUGGAGCAGCUGCUGCUGGGACCAGAUACGCUGUUUCUAGACGCAAACGCGAUGCGAUCGGCGCGGAGUGUGUACGAAGGGCAACGGCAGUUGCAUGCACUGAAUAGGCGCGUGGCGGGGCUGCAGGGGGAGCUGGACGCGGCAGUGGAGGCGGCGAGGGAGGCGCGCGCGGGGAGGCGCGAGAGCGAGGAGGAGCGGCGGCGCAUGCAGGACGCACUGGCACAGGCGCAGCGAGACAUGGAGGCCACCUCAGGCGUGUUUGACCUGUACACGAGUGAGCUGCGGGGCCGGCAGCAGCAGCUGGAACGCGCAGAAGAGGAGGUGCGAAACCUGCAGGCCCGCCUCCGUGCCGUGCCCUCCCAUCCCGCCACCUCUGCCCACUCCUCCCCCCAGUCUGCCUCCCAUUCCUCCGCCUCUGCCACGUCCUCGAUUUCUUACUCCUCGGCUUAUGGCUCUGUCCACUCCUCUGCUUAUGCCUCUGCUGCGUCAUCAGUAUAUGGUUCGGCGAUAGAUGUCCCUGCGUCCCCGGCUCUUGCAACGGGAGCUGCCCCUGAAAUCAUCACUGCUACCAGCACCACGGACCAUUCUGUGCUAGCCAGCCCCUCUCCUCUUUCCAUGCCCUCUCAGACACACGCUUCAGUGCACAGCCCAUUGGUGGAAGCAGAACAGCAAGUGGCAGGUGUGGUGGAGAGGACAGGUGCGGGAGCUGUUGAUGCGCUGGGAGGCAGGCAAGGGGAGGAUGAGAGGGAAAUGAGGAAUGGCAGGGAGGAGGAAGGGCAGGAGAUGGGGACUGUUGGAGUGAGUGAUGGCAGUGGUAGGGUUGCUUCCCAGGCGGAAGGCACCGGUACCAGCAAUACAGAAGGGGAUGAUGACGAAUUUGUGGAUUCUCUACAGUGA
Molecule: messenger RNA, 1260 nt
Organism: Closterium sp. Yama58-4
Lineage: Eukaryota; Viridiplantae; Streptophyta; Zygnematophyceae; Desmidiales; Closteriaceae
Source: the annotation of a GenBank genome assembly